Molecule: messenger RNA, 3000 nt
Organism: Cygnus atratus (black swan)
Lineage: Eukaryota; Metazoa; Chordata; Aves; Anseriformes; Anatidae
Product: protein Abitram
Exons: 16
Coding region: 215-2842 (875 amino acids)
Biological process (GO): dendrite morphogenesis; regulation of filopodium assembly; regulation of actin filament polymerization
Cellular component (GO): filopodium tip; membrane; nucleus
Molecular function (GO): zinc ion transmembrane transporter activity; actin monomer binding; actin filament binding
Source: RefSeq, a predicted model, not a curated record
GGGGGGGGGGGCAGCGCUUGGAGCGCGUGCGUGUGCUGAGGGGAGACGGGUGGCCCGGCUCGGCGGCGGACCAACGGCCGUAACGGAUGCAACGGUCGGAACGGUUCCAACGGUUUUAGCGGCCCUAACGGCGGCCGCAGCAGCCGUCUUCUCCUCCUCUUCCUCCGGCGGCGGCCGGGCUGCCGGAGUCUUUAACUCCUAAUAGGAAACUGGAAUGGAGAGCACAGUAUCGGUCACAUUCCUUGUGUUGUUUUCCAUACUAUUGUGUGAAAGUUAUCAUCAUGGAGUGGAGACGGGGACAGUUGUGCAGACAUUGGAGAGAACUUUUCCGGAAAAGGCAGCCAGUGUUAACGUUGACUUGGCAGGACUAAUACAGAAACUCCACCUUCAAGAACUUUUUCGUCGUUAUGGGGAAAAUAACUCUCUGACGAUUGAAGGAUUUAGAAAACUGCUCCAGAACAUAGGUAUAGAUAAGAUGAAAAGGGUUAAAAUAGACCAUGAUCAUGACCAUGAUCAUCAUCUUCAUCAUAACCACGUUUCACUGAGUAAAAACGCGGAGAAGACUGUUUGUCCAAACCACGAAUCUGAUGCUGGUAAAGGCCCCCAGAACAGUCGUUCGAAAGAACCUCAUAAAGCGGAGAACGUAGAUCAUCAGCAGAACUUGGUACGCAGCAAGAACACUGUUAAUGAAAUAGUGGUGUCUAUCAACACUACCCCCACAGAUGGCAAUCCUGAGCUGCAGAGUCUGGAUCCUGGAGAAGGCAAGUCAGUUGCUCGGUUAGGUCUGACUAGCUCUAACGCCAUUAACAUCACAGAUGGCAGCAAUACCAGUUGGCUUGCUAACAGCAAAGCAAAUGAAUCUCUUGCUUCUCCGAAGGAAUCAGAAAGAGGAAGUUACCUGUAUUCUAAACUUAAAAACCAAAAUACCCAAGAGUGCUCCAGUGCAUCCAAGCUGAUGCAGUCCCACGGAAUAGGCACUCAGGCUCUGUUGACUGCUACGGAAUUUAGCUAUCUUUGUCCAGCUCUUAUUAAUCAGAUUGAUGGCAAGUGCUGCAUAGUCCAUGCAAGUACUGAAAAAACUGAAACUCCUCCAAAAGGUUACUCUUUGCAAAUAGCUUGGAUUGGUGGCUUCAUAUCCAUCUCCGUCAUCAGUUUUCUUUCCUUAUUAGGUGUUAUAUUGGUACCUCUGAUGAAUCGUGUAUUUUUCAAAUUUCUUCUAAGUUUCCUUGUGGCAUUGGCUGUGGGGACUUUAAGUGGAGAUGCCUUCUUACAUCUCCUUCCGCACUCUCAUGGAAACCACCACCAUCACCACGAAAAGCCUCCCCUUGAACAAAACAAAGGUCCUCUGUUCAAACAUCUUGUUUUUCAAAGUACAGAGGAGAGUGCUUACCUGGAUUCUACGUGGAAGGGACUUACAGCACUUGGCGGCUUGUAUUUCAUGUUUCUAGUGGAGCAUUUGAUCACUUUAAUAAAGCAGUUCAAAGACAAGAAGAAAAAGAAAAAAAAUGAAGAUGAUGGAGAAAGUAAGAAGUUUUCAGCGAAUGAAGAAAAGUUAGAUACAGAUGAUCGGUCUGAGGGCUAUCUAGGGACAGACUCACAAGAUCCAUCGCCCUUCAUUUCUCAGCAGCCAGCCAUGCAAGAAGAAGAAGAAGUCAUGAUAGCUCAUUCUCAUCACGAGGAGGUUGACAAUGAAUAUGUGUCCAGGGGCUGUAGAAACAAAUGUCAUUCUCACUUACACGAUACUCUGGGACAGACGGAUCAUCUCAGCCACCACCACCAUGAUUACCACCACAUUCUGCAUCAUCAUCAUCAUCAGAACCAUCAUCCACACAGUCACAGCCAGCGCUACUCGCGUGAGGAGCUGAAGGAUGCUGGAAUAGCAACUCUGGCCUGGAUGGUGAUCAUGGGAGACGGACUGCACAACUUCAGUGACGGCCUAGCAAUUGGAGCAGCCUUUACCGAAGGGUUAUCAAGUGGUUUAAGCACUUCUGUGGCUGUAUUUUGCCAUGAAUUACCUCAUGAACUAGGAGAUUUUGCUGUGCUUCUGAAGGCUGGUAUGACUGUCAAGCAAGCCGUGCUUUACAAUGCGCUGUCAGCAAUGUUAGCCUAUCUUGGAAUGGCAACCGGGAUCCUUAUCGGUCAUUACGCCGACAACGUUUCCAUGUGGAUAUUUGCACUUACUGCUGGCUUGUUCAUGUAUGUGGCUCUUGUGGAUAUGGUGCCCGAAAUGCUUCACAACGAUGCUAGUGACCAUGGAUGUAGCCGCUGGGGAUACUUCCUCUUGCAGAAUGCUGUGCUUCAGUGUCAUCAGCUCUGGCUCAUGGAGAACUGGUCAGUUUCUGGCAUGUGCACAUUGCUGCUAUCUUCUUCAGAAAAACAAAUACACGUGAAGGGGCGGCCGUGCGAGGACUUCUGCGUGCUGCAGCACUCCAACAGAAUCUGCGUCAUCACCUUGGCAGAAGCCCACCCUCUUCUUCAAAAUGGAAAAACAAUUAAAAGUAUUAAUUACCAAAUCAGCCCCAACUGUAGCAGACUUCAGAAUAAGGUCUCUGGGAAGUCAAAAAGGGGAGCUCAGUUUUUAACAGAACUUGCCCCACUGUGCAGGAUAUCCUCAACAGAUGGAGAAGAGUACACCAUUUAUAGUUGUAUACGAGGGCGACUGAUAGAAGUGAAUGAAAACAUUCUUAGCAAUCCAGCUAUUUUGCAAGAAAAGCCAUCAACUGAGGGAUACAUUGCAGUGGUUCUACCCAAAUUUGAAGAGAGCAAGAGUAUAACUCAGGGACUUCUGACGCAGGAGGAAUACGAGGAAGUUUUGUUGAAACGUCGUAAUAAUUCUGCAUGAAGUUAAUUAUACAGGCAUCAUCUGUAUUUGAUAUUUAAUAAGUUUCUUGGACACUGUAACUUUCAUAGGAUCGAAAGGCCUGUGUGUCUGUUUUUAAACGUGGAACUUAAAACACUGGUUUCACACAAGAAUAAAACAGUCCAUUUUGUAUAUGAAAA